Arabidopsis arenosa is the source of this 830-nucleotide messenger RNA. NCBI's taxonomy places the organism in Eukaryota, Viridiplantae, Streptophyta, Magnoliopsida, Brassicales, Brassicaceae. The record is from the annotation of a GenBank genome assembly.
AUUUUCUCGCCGUCGCCGGUCAAAUUUCAAGCCCUAGCACCGUCGUGGAUUAAAGGAUUCAACAUGCUUGUCGGUGAGAAUUGUGUUCACGAGACAUACUACGAGAUUCUCUCGGUGAAAGAAGAUUCAAGCUACGAAGAAAUCCGCAAUAGCUACCGUUCUGCGAUUCUCCACUCUCAUCCAGAUAAGCUUAACAACACUUCUCAUCGUAGCUCCGACGAUGAAAAGUUUCUGAAGAUUCAAAAAGCUUGGGAAGUUUUAAGCGAUGCAGAGCUACGUGUAGUUUACGAUAAUGAUCUUAGAUCUUCAAGACAUGAUGGAAUCACUGCUGAUGAGAUUAGUAUUGAGGAUAUGUCAGUGGAGAUUAGUGGUGAAGUUAUUGAUCUUUUUUAUCAGUGUAGGUGUGGUGAUUAUUUUUGUGUUGAUUCUAGUGAGUUAGGAACAAUGGGGUUUGCUUUGUUGAGAGAUGGUGAUUUUGUUCAUGUUAGGAGAUUGGGUACUUUUGUGGCGUCUGUUGUUCUUCCUUGUGGUUCUUGUUCUUUGAAAACACGGGUUUGGGUUGAUUCGGAUAUGAAGAUUUCUUUUCAAGAAGAUGUGUUGUGAGCAAUGUGGUGAUCUGGGUUGGUUUAGAGUUGAGGAAUCUCUGUUCAAGGUGGUUUCUUUAGGCUGAAGUGAUCGUCAUGGUCAGGUUCGGACAGGAGGAGUUCUGCUUGAGGAUGGUUGUUUAUGACUGUGUGGAUAGAUUCAUUUAAGAAAAGUAUGGAUGGAGAUGAUUUCUUUGACCAAAGUGAUCUUUGUUGGUUCAGAUUUAAGAAAUUCUCAUGAAAGCU